Boleophthalmus pectinirostris (great blue-spotted mudskipper) is the source of this 924-nucleotide messenger RNA. RefSeq names its product signal sequence receptor, delta (gene ssr4). NCBI's taxonomy places the organism in Eukaryota, Metazoa, Chordata, Actinopteri, Gobiiformes, Gobiidae. The coding region runs from base 143 to 646 and encodes 167 amino acids. Gene Ontology annotation, cellular component: endomembrane system; endoplasmic reticulum; membrane. The record is from RefSeq and is a predicted model, not a curated record. The transcript has 6 exons.
CGUCAUUGGUGCGCAUGCGCUGUGGUGUUGCGGCGCUGCGCUGAGGUGGACUUCUUUCUUUCAGUCAUUGAAGAAAUCACCAAGCAGCAGUUUACCUUGACUUUAGAGAGCACUGAGGACCACCAAAACCCCCGACGCAACCAUGAUCCGGCUAGCCGCUUUCCUCGCUCUGCUUGUGGCUGUAUGCUCAGGAGAGAGCUGCACAGACCCUGUCAUUACUCCAUCGGCCUACACCACCUCAGACGCAGUCAUCUCCUCAGAAUCUGUCUUCAUCGUUGAGCUGAGCCUGACCUGUGCAAACGGGGCUCAGAGUGUGACUCUGUAUGCAGAUGUGAAUGGCAGACAGUUUCCUGUGACCAGAGGCCAGGAUGUUGGCAAAUAUCAGGUUUCAUGGAGCAUGCCUCACAAACAGGCUGCCUCUGGGACAUAUCAGGUGAAAUUUUUCGAUGAGGAGUCUUACAGUGCUCUGCGCAAGGCCCAGAGAAAUAAUGAAGAUGUGAAUGCCAUUCAACCCCUUUUCUCUGUCAACAUUGACCAUCGGGGUGCCUGGAGCGGCCCAUGGGUAUCAACUGAGGUUGUGGCAGCACUCAUUGGCAUCUUGGUCUAUUACUUGGCUUUCAGUGCAAAGAGCACCAUCCAGGCAUAAAUUGAACACUAUUGUUUUAACCACUGGAUCAUGAUGAGAUCAUUAUCAAAGACUGGUUUCUUAACGGAACUUAUCAACGUCUUUAAGCAGUGUGGCUUGUUGUCACUGCCACAAUGUACUUGAACAAAGAAGUUCUGCUGCAGUCUUUGUACUUUUUAUUCAGACUGUGUCUGUGUUCUCAGUCUUGGCCCUUGACAGCUUUUCUUUUGUGGAUUUCUCUUAUCAGAACAUAUUUUUGUAAUGUUUAUUAAAUCUGAACCAAUAAACCCGGACCACAA